CAUUUUUUGGUGGAAGGUCACCGUGGCGCAACUGGUUUCGGGGGCAAUGUCAGUUGUCGCGGGACGUGGAUGAGCUUCAUUCAGGCCAUGUAAUUAAUCCACCUCACAACUUACCCGCCCACCUCGACAUCGCGAUCGCAACAACACCUCCCGAUACUCAAUCCAUCCCUUCCAACACUCCUUUAACAAUGCUCGACAAACUCGUCGGCCUCGCCAUGCUCGUGGCCUCGUCGGUCGUUUUCCUCUACUACACCAUCUGGACCUUGUUAAUGCCCUUCGUCGACUCGGACCACCCCCUCCAGAACUUCUUCCCGCCCCGCGUCUGGGCGAUCCGCAUCCCCGUGAUCUUGGUGCUGCUCGGGUGCGCGGUGGUGGGCUCCUUCCUCAGCGUGGUGAUGAUCCGCAGCAACCGCAAGAAGGCGGCCAAGGCCAAGGCGGCGGCGGCGAAGAAGAAGGCUUGAUUUGGUUAUCAUUCGUUGUUCGUUGUCGUUGUCGUCACGGGUGUGGGGGAUAUAAGAAGGGGGAAAAAAAACAAGAUGUAUUAGCUACUGUUGAUUGGGGGGUUGUUGUUGGUGGCUGGCUGGACGGGCGUGUGGGCGCGCAUGUGUCUGUUCAUGAUAUCUGGUGUUAAUUCUGGCGGAGGGAGCUAUAGGGGGUGUGGUGUUGGACGGGAGGUCGAUGGGCUACGAAGGGAAUCUGCUGUAAUAGCGCUCGACGAAUAAAAACAAUCCAUAAACCACCAACUCCCUAGACGGUAUCAGGGAAGAGGCAUGUCAUCGUGUGGCUGCCGGAUAUCAAAGUCAGGUAGGCUAACAUCAUCAUCCCC
Chaetomium fimeti is the source of this 826-nucleotide messenger RNA. RefSeq names its product dolichol phosphate-mannose biosynthesis regulatory protein. The record is from RefSeq and is a predicted model, not a curated record. Lineage: Eukaryota; Fungi; Ascomycota; Sordariomycetes; Sordariales; Chaetomiaceae. Gene Ontology annotation, molecular function: enzyme regulator activity. Gene Ontology annotation, cellular component: dolichol-phosphate-mannose synthase complex; endoplasmic reticulum membrane. Gene Ontology annotation, biological process: GPI anchor biosynthetic process. The transcript is spliced from 3 exons. The coding region runs from base 189 to 461 and encodes 90 amino acids.